AUGCUGGGGCUGCUGCUGCUGCAGGUGUUGGCCAGCUGCCUCUGGCUGGGACACGGUGAGGUGGUGACAUCCUUCACAAGCUGUCCUCAGUUCUUCUAUGCUGGGACCACCCCAAAUGAUGUCCUGAAUCCAAAGAACCCAGCCUGGAUCUGUCAGCGCUACAUGAACUCAUAUCACUAUGCCACCCUGUAUGACAGAGACAGGAGAAUUCCAGUGUACUCAGCCUACAAAUACAAGCCUGGAGAUGCCAAGAAACCUCACUCGUGGUGGUUUGUUGAGCCCCAGCUCAUAGAUAAAAAUAGCCUUAAAGAGAUGGAAAGAGAGUCGGUCCUCAUAGAGCAACAUAAAUUCACUUUAGAACAAAUCAAAGAGAGCCAGGCUGUCCUUGAUGACUACAAAGACCUGAAGGAUUUGGACCGUGGCCAUUUGAGCCCCAGUGGCCAUCAGGAUAGUAGAGAAAGCAAGACAGCUACCUUCACCCUCACCAACAUAGUGCCCCAGGACAGCAGUCUCAACAAUGGCCAGUGGAACAUCUACGAAUUUAAAAUAAUGAACCAAACGACCAGGGACUGUACAAGCACCUACGUUGUCACGGGUGCUGUGCCUGGGAACACCUACGUCUCCGAAGGCAGGGUUAACAGACCCAGCCACAUCUGGUCAGCUGCCUGCUGUCUGGGGGACACAGGGCCCAAAGAUGCUUGGGGGGCCAUCGCUGAGAACGACAAGAAUGAGGUGGAGGUCCUCAGCCUGGGGGAGCUGGAGAAGAGGUUGACCAAUCUCUACGGGGGAAUGGUUACUCUGUUCAACAAUGCCUGUCCCCGGGAACAAAGCUCACAUCCUCAUUAGAAGAGGCUUGGUGGCAUUUCCACAUGUCCUAGAAUCACAGAAUCACAGAAUGAGUUGGUCUUGAUGAGACCUUAGAAAUCACCUCAUUCCGACCUGCCUGCCAUGGUAAAGGACACCUCCCGCUACACCAGGUUGUUCCAAGCCCUCCCCAGCCUGGCCUUGAACGCUUCCAGAGAUGGAGCAGUCAAAACAGCUCUGGGUAACUUUUACUCAUACCACAGCCUGCUCAGGGUAAUUUACUUGGUUAUAAUAUCCCAUCUAGCCCUGCCCUCCAUCAGUGUGAAACCAUUCCCACUUCUCCUGUCACUCCAUACCCUUGUCCAAAGACCCCCUCCAGCCCUCAUCGAGGUCCUUUAGGUAAGGGACAAAUGUCCUCUGCAGCGUCUGUGCUGCUUCCUUCUCUGGUGUGUUUCCAGCUCUGUCCCUCAGGGCACCUCCUCCUCUGCUCAAAGGCACAAAGCUGUGGGCAGAGCCUCCAGCUGCUUUGCUUUGCUGCCCCUCUCAGGAGAGAGCUCUCAGGAACGGGUCCUCUCCUCCUCAGCUGUCCCCGAGAGUGUGCAGCUGACUUGUCCCUCACCUCCUUAGCAAGGCUGUGGGACCAGGGCACCUCACACUGCCCAGAGAUCUUUUCUGGAGAUCUCCAUGUCUGCAGAUACCCAAACCCCAACAAUACAUGGUGAUGGACAACCUGCUCUUGCUGAUCCUGCUGGAGCCUGGGGUCUGCACUAGAAGAUCCUGACAAGUCCCUCCAAAACACAACAAUUCAGUGAUUCUGUGAUCCUGGGACAUGCUUUUGGUUGCUUGCUUUGGAAACUGCACCUUGAGAGCAGCAGCUGUUGUAUCAGACAGGCAGGCUUUGGCAUCAGACACAGAGAAAGCUUUGAGCAGCCAAAGCUAAAUUCCUGUGGUGCACUCCUUGGACACCUUCAUCCUCUGCUCUGCUUCUGAAGCUUUUCUGCAGAUUUAUGGGAAAUUGAUUUGGGCAAAUGUAUUCAAUGGUUGUCAAAGAUCAACA
This is a messenger RNA of Vidua macroura (Pin-tailed whydah), 1861 nucleotides long. RefSeq names its product endonuclease domain-containing 1 protein-like. The transcript is spliced from 2 exons. Gene Ontology annotation, molecular function: nucleic acid binding; metal ion binding; hydrolase activity. Bases 1 to 846 code for a protein of 281 amino acids. Lineage: Eukaryota; Metazoa; Chordata; Aves; Passeriformes; Viduidae. The record is from RefSeq and is a predicted model, not a curated record.